Molecule: messenger RNA, 1929 nt
Organism: Gadus morhua (Atlantic cod)
Lineage: Eukaryota; Metazoa; Chordata; Actinopteri; Gadiformes; Gadidae
Product: apoptosis regulator BAX
Exons: 7
Coding region: 391-987 (198 amino acids)
Biological process (GO): mitochondrial fusion; intrinsic apoptotic signaling pathway in response to DNA damage; regulation of apoptotic process
Cellular component (GO): mitochondrial outer membrane
Molecular function (GO): BH domain binding; channel activity
Source: RefSeq, a predicted model, not a curated record
AUCAUGAAUGUAUUGAGCUCGGAGGAGCUCAAUACAAUCUCAAUUAUUAAUAUUAUUAUUAAUUCUCAAUUAUUAUACCCAUUGUAAUGUCAGUUGGGAAUCAGUAUUGUCACCUGUCUCCUUUCCUAAUUGGAAAUCAUAAAGAUAACAUUAUUCAUUGACCUUUAAAGAUUAUUUGGACCCUGUAACGGCUAGGUAGACGUAGAACCCAAGUGCACGGACAGGCGACAGUUGAGGACAGUUUGAUUUCAUUCGGUGCAGGAUCGGGCUGGCAGAGAGCAAACAGAUCAAAAGAUCCCGCAAAGCACUUCCUGGACGGGUCUGAAGACUAUCCACGUAAGAAUCGUAUAGGUUUACAUCGUUGACGAAAGAGAAAGUAAGGCCUAUACAAUGGACGGUGGCGGAGAUGAAAUAUCAGAUGAACGGAUAGCGGAGGCUUGUCUCAGAGGGGUCAUGGAGGAGGAGCUGAGGGAGGGUCACCUGGACGUCGAGGCUCCGGCGCUGCCAUCGGGCCCCGAGCCGCAGAGUGAGGCGGAGAGAGAUUUGAUGGAUGAGUUGGGCCGAAGGGUUCGCCAACAGAGCUCCCUUCUCAAAGGCAACCAAGAGUUACAAGACUCCAUCGAUGGGGUGAUUCGAAUGCCAGGUUCAAUGAUGGACAAGUUCUCACAGCUGGCAGGCAAAGUGUUUAAGAAUGGAGUGACCUGGGAUAAAAUCAUAUUGCUGUUCUAUGUUGCCGGAAGGAUGGCAAUAAAGGUGAUGGAAGAUAAUCUGCCUCUACUGGUGAUUGAGAUCUUCAAGAUAGCGUUGAAUUACUUCAAGGAGAAACUACUGGGCUGGGUCACUAGCCAUGGAGGAUGGAGCAACAGUCUGUCAGAGCUAAGUGGCCGUAUGCAGGGCAUGCCACUCACCACCAUGCAGACACUCAUCAUCAUCACCGGCCUGGCCGUCCUAAGCAUCGUCGCCUGGAAGCGGACACGGAGGGCCUGAAGCCAGGGCCACGGAGGGCCUGAGGCCAGGGCCACGGAGGGCCUGAGGCCAGGGCCACGGAGGGCCUGAGGCCAGGGCCACGGAGGGCCUGAAGCCAGGGCCACGGAGGGCCUGAGGCCAGGGCCGCUGCCAGCCAUUUGGGUGAUUGCUUGGUGGUAGUUAUGACUCCAUUUCACCUACAGAUUUUGAUCUUACUCUCAUUUUGACAGAGAAAUCGGUUAUACCAGCCUGUUAUCAGUAUCAGUCACAUUCAGUUACUCAGUGGUGUAGUGUAAGGAUAGGUUUCUUCAGAUUGCAAAAUUAUUUUUACAAACAGAUUUUUUUAUAUUUGUAUAUGACAUAGGGCAAAGAAAAUAAUGCAUGCUCCGCAAAAAUAAAUAACUAAAUAAGCGGGCCUCGUCCAUGCAGUAUAUGCUCUGGCUCCGCUGUAUGUCUGACACAGCAGAAGUCGAAGAGCUCGUCCCUCGUUGCGGAUCAUCGUCCGUUAUCUGGAAAUAUUUCGGAUUUGGGGCAAGCGAUUUGAACCAGCAUCAAACAAUCUUCAAAGUGUGCCGUAGAGCUGUGUCAGCGCCGCAAGGCAACACAACUAAUUCAUUCGGCCACCUGAACACACACCCCAAAAUAGACUGACGAAUGCAUGAUUGCUAUGAAAGUCUUGCAUCGGCUGCUAACACGAGUUGUCCCACGUCUAGCCAGACGUCCAUAAAAUCGAGCCUGUACAGCAUGACACCGUAUCGAAAUGUAGCACAAUGGUUCACGGUUGUUAAAGCAGUGUUAUGUUAACAUGAUCGUUCAAUAAAAAUAUUUGUCAAUCAAAUGAAUAGUCGUGGUAAAUAAUCGGGAUAUCAGUAUUGAUCAAAAUAAUUGUGAUAAUCAUGUUGGCCAUAAUCCCGCACCCCUAAUAUGACAUGUGACAAUAAAUAAAUCAUCUUAAAUCUUGAA